Messenger RNA from Xenia sp. Carnegie-2017, 1431 nucleotides. Its product is annotated as TNF receptor-associated factor 3-like. The transcript has 4 exons. Gene Ontology annotation, cellular component: cytoplasmic side of plasma membrane; plasma membrane signaling receptor complex. The record is from RefSeq and is a predicted model, not a curated record. Bases 1 to 1107 code for a protein of 368 amino acids. NCBI's taxonomy places the organism in Eukaryota, Metazoa, Cnidaria, Anthozoa, Malacalcyonacea, Xeniidae. Gene Ontology annotation, biological process: regulation of apoptotic process; tumor necrosis factor-mediated signaling pathway; regulation of canonical NF-kappaB signal transduction. Gene Ontology annotation, molecular function: ubiquitin protein ligase binding; zinc ion binding; tumor necrosis factor receptor binding.
AUGAAGUACAAAUCAAUGUUUGAAAACCGGCAUCACUUGGAAAAUGUGUGUGAAAAUUAUCCCGUGGCUUGUAAGUAUUGUAAAGAAAAGAUACCAAGGAAGGAUAUUGAACAUCAUGAAAGUACGACUUGUGAUGAAGUGCUGGCUGAAUGUGAAUUUCAAGCCAUUGGAUGCAGCUAUGAUAAAACUUUAAAACGAAAACAGAUCCGUCAACAUAUGAACGACAAUUUAAUUGAUCAUGUGAGCGCCUUGUUACGAUAUGUUAUGGCAUUUGUUACACAGUUAAGUAACUAUGUAUCACGUCCCGAGUUUAAUGCUGCAUUUCAAAACAUAAGUAACCAAAUCACUGCUGUUCGUUCGAAUCUCUCAGAAAAAUUUGGAAUGUUACAAGGUAAAUAUACAGGUCUUGAAAGGAGGUUUGAGAGCAUCGAGAGUCGCAGUGGUAACGACAGUAACCCUCAGACGUCCUCAGAAGUUUCCUCGAUGCGUGAUAGGAUUGCGACUCUAGAACGACAAGUGAGAGAUAAUUCCUCAACUAUACUACGAUUUCGUGAGCGUUUAGAUCAAAAUGACGACUCACUUGCGAGAAACACUGUAAAGAUUGUGGACCUGGAGGCGCAACGCAGUACGCGAGCACUAGGUUCAAAUCAGGCUAUACACAGCUACAAUGGUACGUUACUUUGGAAAAUAGAUAACUUCAAGAAAAAGAGACAGGACGCCAUUAAUGGUAUCAAAACAGCCUUGUACAGUCCACCAUUCUACAGUUCUCAAUAUGGUUACAAGAUGUGUGGUAAGAUCUAUAUGAAUGGUGAUGGGUUUGGAAAGGGAACUCAUUUAUCUUUGUUCUUUGUUGUCAUGAAAGGUGAUUACGAUGCACUUCAAACAUGGCCAUUUCAAAAAAAGAUCACGAUGAUGUUAAUGGAUCAAGGAAAUGGAGAUCACAUGAUUGAUGCUUUUCAUUCAGAUCCUCAAAGCUCCUCGUUUCAGCGACCAAAGUCAGAUAUGAAUAUUGCCUCUGGAUCACCUCUCUUUAUGCCAUUGGAAAGUUUAAAAAAUCGUCAGUAUAUUAAAGAUGAUACAUUGUUCAUGAAGAUGAUUGUUGACUAGAAAGGUCGGAGAUGAGUAGGGAUAGAUUCGGAGAGUGGUUGCAAAACAGAGCAUUUACCUUCAUGGACGAAUGAUUUUUAACAUUCGCCAAUUUAGAAACUAAGUUACUCAAAGAGCGCAGAGAGUUUAUGUCUUUCAUUUUUGAUCAUUUUCAAUCUUAAUUUUUAGCUGGCUUCAUGGGUAUAUAAUUUCUAGUUUAGUUAGGUAUUUUGUUAUUAAUUUACAGAAAAUUUUUCCUCCAUCUUUCUUAUCUUGCCUGUUUCAAACUCAUUUACGUAAAAAAAUUAUAUCUAGGACAUAUUGCUUGUUGUGUUAAGUGUUCAA